AUGAGUAACGGGAUCGAUUCGAUGAAAGCGUACUUCCCCGCGGUGUUAAAAGGGUGCGAGUCCGCGUCAGAUAAAUUUUUCAAGUGCCUGAACGAAAAUUUGCAACCCCACGGAAAUGAGCAGAUCGACAGCGAUGGCAUAAAUCAGUGCCAACCGUUAAAAAUAAAUUAUGAGAAGUGCAUGGACGAGAAGCUGCAAAAGAACACGUUGACAGCCCGCAAGGAUUACAACGAUUACAAAAUGUGUAUGCAGUCGAACAGGCGCAGCAGCAAUGCGAAGGAAAGGUGCGCCAGCGACCUGGACAGGGCGAUAAAUACGACAACGCAAAUCAUAUCUCGGGAAUGCCUGCCGCACACAGAAGAGCUGUACAAAUGUUUUAAGCAUUCAUUUCGCCUGAGCUUCUGCGAUAACGGCGUUAUUGAAAGGUUAAAAAAUUGCCAAUCGGAUAUUUACAAGAUGAUAACGUCGUGA
Molecule: messenger RNA, 471 nt
Organism: Plasmodium fragile
Lineage: Eukaryota; Apicomplexa; Aconoidasida; Haemosporida; Plasmodiidae
Exons: 5
Coding region: 1-471 (156 amino acids)
Source: RefSeq, a predicted model, not a curated record